This is a messenger RNA of Sabethes cyaneus, 1205 nucleotides long. RefSeq names its product nucleoporin seh1 (gene Nup44A). Gene Ontology annotation, molecular function: structural molecule activity; protein binding. The record is from RefSeq and is a predicted model, not a curated record. Gene Ontology annotation, biological process: cellular response to amino acid starvation; positive regulation of TORC1 signaling. The transcript has 4 exons. The coding region runs from base 83 to 1165 and encodes 360 amino acids. Lineage: Eukaryota; Metazoa; Arthropoda; Insecta; Diptera; Culicidae. Gene Ontology annotation, cellular component: nuclear pore outer ring; Seh1-associated complex.
GGUUACUUCUGCUUGGCGGUUUUUGCGUUAUUUUGCGACUUUUAAUUCUUCAAAUUGGGUCUUACAGACUUUAAAAUAAAACAUGUUUGAAAAUCAAUCUAUUCACACGGAGCACAAAGAUGUAAUACACGAUGUAGCGUAUGAUUAUUACGGGCAGCGGAUGGCAACCUGCUCAAGUGAUCAGUUUGUAAAGGUUUGGGAUCAGAACGAGAACGGCGUCUGGAGUGUGACGUCCAGCUGGAAAGCACAUUCCGGUUCGGUGUGGCGCCUCUCUUGGGCACAUCCAGAGUUCGGACAAGUUCUUGCAACCUGUUCCUUCGACAGAACUGUAUCCGUGUGGGAAGAAACAGUCGGUGAAAAAACUUCUCCCGCCAUGUCGCCCGUUAAACGUUGGGUACGGCGUACGAACCUAGUCGACUCUAGAACCAGCGUAACAGAUGUUAAGUUCGCUCCGAAAUCACAAGGCCUAGUCUUAGCUACCUCAUCCGCCGACGGUAUAAUUCGCAUUUAUGAAGCACCGGACAUAAUGAAUCUAUCUCAGUGGACUCUGUCACAUGAAAUAGCGGUUAAAAUACCAUUGAGCUGUUUGUCCUGGAAUCAAUCAAUGUUUAGGCUGCAUGCGCCAAUGAUUGCGGCCGGCAGCGACGAUUCCUCGCAAAGCUCUGGCGGAAAGGUGUUUAUUUUUGAAUACAGUGAAAAUUCUCGCCGUUGGACUAAGACUGAAACAAUCAAUUCAAUUACGGAUUCAGUCCACGACAUCGCUUUUGCCCCGAAUGUAGGAAGAAGUUAUCACAUCCUGGCUGUUGCUAGCAAGGAUGUUCAAAUCUUCAACCUAAAGCCAAUUUUAGAACCUACAUCGAACACACGCCUAGAUGUUCAACCGGUGGCACAAUUUGGCGACCAUUACUGUACCGUCUGGCGUGUAACGUGGAACAUCACUGGAACCAUGCUGGCAUCAACCGGAGAUGAUGGCUGCGUUCGUAUGUGGAAAAUGAACUACCUAAAAAACUGGCGUUGUGCAGCAGUGCUUAAGGCGGAAAAUACACAAUCGGUACAAGAAAACUCUGCACCCCCUUCAGUAAACUUAUCAAGCAUAGUAAAUGCCACUGCGAAAUACUACAAGCGUGGCACAAUCAGUCAUCCCAGUCAAGUACCGCGACAUUAGUUUUAUGAUAUAUUUAACUAAUAAAGUUGUUUCAACUUAC